Entamoeba dispar SAW760 is the source of this 810-nucleotide messenger RNA. RefSeq lists its product as uncharacterized. The transcript has 2 exons. Bases 1 to 810 code for a protein of 269 amino acids. The record is from RefSeq and is a predicted model, not a curated record. NCBI's taxonomy places the organism in Eukaryota, Evosea, Mastigamoebida, Endamoebidae.
AUGAGUAAACCAGUGUUUAAUAAUACUGACUCAACACCUAUUUCUAAAGAUUCACAAGGAAAACAAUUACAAUUAUGUUUAUGUCCAUUAUGUAUCAAUGGAAUUCCUAACUAUAGUGAUACUAAAACAGAUUUAAUAUCAUGGAUUUACAUCAUUAGAAUCAUUCUUUUUUCUUUAACAAAACUUUAUCCUCAAACAGAAUACUUUACUUUAAAGAAAGACAUUUAUGGAUUUGUUGCAGAUCAUUGGUAUACAUUUUCUACAUUAAAACAAUUUUUAACAAAUCCAUCUAAAUGGAAGAAAUCUUUUCUUGAUGCACUAAGUCAUUCACCCUAUUUUGAAUCAGGGUAUAGUUCUUACAAAACUACUGGUUAUUGGAAAUUGCGAGUCAAAGAUAAUCCUUGGUUAGGUAAUUUACAACCAAAAGCUAUAAAUGUAAUAUACUCUAGAGAUGACAUUAUAUUUUGUCAACAAAAACCUAUUGUUAUGAUGUCAUUAUCAACUAAGAAAAGAGUGGUAGAAUUAAAAGAUAAUUUCUAUGAGAUUCAAAUGAGAUUGAGAAAUAGUUAUAUUAAAACUUAUGAAUAUGCACAAAGUAUGCUUGAAAAAUCUGACUUUGAGUUACAAAGAAAUAUUAGUUAUGAUAUGAAAAUGCAAUUAUUAGCAAAAGUUGAUACUUUUAAAAAUCUUAGAAUGGGAGUACAUUUUUUAAUGAAAACUCUUAAUGAAAAUGAAACUUCUUACAAACAAAAUCAAAGUUGUAGAAAUCAUUAUUCAGGAUGUUUAUUUUUCAAUGUAAUAUUGAAUUAA